Nestor notabilis (Kea) is the source of this 1008-nucleotide messenger RNA. RefSeq names its product E3 ubiquitin-protein ligase TRIM39-like. The transcript has 5 exons. The annotation marks the transcript as partial. Gene Ontology annotation, molecular function: protein binding. The record is from RefSeq and is a predicted model, not a curated record. Lineage: Eukaryota; Metazoa; Chordata; Aves; Psittaciformes; Psittacidae.
GUCAAACUCCAGAAAUCCUUGGAGCAUCUUUCAAAAGAAGUGGAGGACAUUAGGAAGCGUGAGUCAGCAGAAAGGAUGAAGACCCAGGAGUGCAAGGAGACAGUGAAGAAAAAGCGGGAGAGGAUUGUGAGUGAGUUUGGGAAGCUGCAUCGUCUGCUGGCUGAUGAGGAGAAGCUUCUGCUCCAGAAGCUGGAGGAGGAGGAGAAGAGGAUUCUGCUGUUGAUCAAUGAAAACCUGGCCAGGCUGAUGGAGCAGAAGUGCUUGCUGGAGGAGCUGAUCCUGGAGAUAAAGGAGAAGAUCCAUCAGCCAGCUGAUGGGCUGCUCAAGGACAUGAAGAAUGUCCUGAGCAGGUGUGAGGGGGUAACAUUCCCAUCCCCCAAGGCUGUGUCUGUGACUCUGAAGGAGGACUACAGCAUCCCGGAGCGCUGCCUGGGCGUGAGGGACAUGCUGAAGCAGUUCAAAGUGGAUGUGACUCUGGACCCUGAGACGGCGCACCCUGAGCUCACCCUGUCUGAGGACUGCAAGAGCGUGCGACGUGGGAGCAAGAAGCUACUUCUGUCCCUUUUUGACAACCCCAAGAGGUUCAGCACGGCUCCAGUGGUGCUGGGGAGUCAGGUCUUCUUCUCAGGCCGCUGUUACUGGGAGGUACAGGUGGGAGACAAGCCAGAGUGGGGCUUGGGGCUGUGCAGGGAGUCUGCCAGCCGGAAGGGCAACAUCCUUUUCUCCCCCAACAACGGCUACUGGGUGCUGCGACUGCAAAACGGGGGCAACUAUGAGGCCCUUACCUCGCCUGUCUCCCCUUUGACCCUGAACGUGAGACCCCGGCGCAUUGGGAUCUUCCUGGACUACGAGGCAGGAGAAAUCUCCUUUUACAAUGUGAGCGACCGCUCCCAUGUUUACACCUUCACCGACAGGUUUUCGGGAAACCUCCGGCCUCUCUUUUUCCUGGGUGCCUUUUUGGGAUCUUGGGUCAGGGACACACAAGGGACUGGGUGCAUCAUCCUGUGA